Molecule: messenger RNA, 5201 nt
Organism: Daphnia pulicaria
Lineage: Eukaryota; Metazoa; Arthropoda; Branchiopoda; Diplostraca; Daphniidae
Product: myotubularin-related protein 3-like
Exons: 17
Coding region: 759-4226 (1155 amino acids)
Biological process (GO): dephosphorylation; regulation of autophagy
Molecular function (GO): phosphatidylinositol-3,5-bisphosphate 3-phosphatase activity; metal ion binding; protein phosphatase binding
Source: RefSeq, a predicted model, not a curated record
UAAAAAUAAUACCGGUUGUAAUUACUAAAUACGAAUUGUAAAAGUGAAAUUCAUUCAAUCAUGUAAAUUUUGUUCCCUUAAUUUUGUUGGGCUGACUUAAGGGUUUUGAAGCGACUGUUCGCGAAUCACGAUGAAUGAAAAAUACUGUGACCUAGUCCAGCAGUCCUGCUCGAAAGUCGAAAGUAGUUUUUUUAAUUUUCUCGUAACAACUUGUAAAGUCAACACAAAAUUUUCUUAUUAAUUUGCGUCUUUUUCGUAGAAAACACUGUUUAAUUUUUCCACAUUUUCCCAGAAAGAAUGGAAUGGCUCAUUUUGAUUGGCUGUGAGGGGUCUACAACAGAAUCUGAAAAACAUUGGUCGCCAUGUUGACAACAAUUUUUCGACGAGAUUUACGCUGUGUGUUGUCUACGUCGAGCAAAUUCACAAUUCCUUAUACCCGAAACGCUCCAAAUUUAUUUCGCAGUUACGUCGGUACAUUGGUAGAGGUGUAAAACAGCUGUGUUUAAUUGCUUAUCAACAAAGAACUUCAUUCAUUUUCCGCCGAGUGAACGUGACUACACCGACAUAGAUAUUAAGUGUAGUCGAUUGAAUUCAAGUUAUCAAAACAUUGGGUGUCUACUAAACACGAUUACAUUUGAUUCGGAAUUUCAGUGCCGGUUGUGAACGGAAACAUGAAAACUCUAGAUUAUUAAAUUUUUCAUCAUUCUCAAAUUUGAGUUGUUACUAUAGAAUUAUCAGAGGCAAACCCAUUACAUGCCAUGGCACAGGUAAAUGGCGAUGAAAGUGUUUCUAAAUAUGCUGCUGUACCCGAAAGUGGGGUUGCGAGGCUCCACAGUGCAGCAGUUCCUAUAAAGCAGCCAUCAGUAAAUGGUAAAGCUCUUUGUAGCAAUGGGUCAUCAUCAAGCAUAUCGAGUUUCAGGUUAAGUGUGGGAAGUGGCAGUAGUGGAGACACAGACAUCCAAUACAUCAAACCUUCAGAACUAUUUCCAAAGAAAUUAGCCUGGGUUGAAGGAGGAUCUGCCAACACCAUCCCACCACCAUUCCCUUUGUUACCAGGAGAAGAUAUAAUUUACGAAGGCCGAGCUGUGGAAGGAACAUUAUACAUUUCCAAUUACAGACUGUAUCUAUCUAAAAAAGUUCCCACAGAAGCUUUUGCCAUUCCUCCUGCCUUGUCUCCUCAGAGCAGUGUAAGAGAUGUAAAUGUCCCUUUGGGCUUGAUUGAAUCGAUUGAGUGUAAGGAUAUAUUCUACAUUAACUUAUACUGCAAAGAUGCUAGAUCAUUCAGAUUAAUUUUCGUCAAUGGUGAAUGUUGCCAAGACUGGCUUAAGCGGCUAUCGCAAAGCUUGAAUCUCCCCCGCAAGCCCGAAGAAGUUUUUUCUCUGGCUUUCUAUGCAUGGACUCGUGAUGAUGAUGAAAAUCAUUUGACGAAGCCACCAGUUAAUCAGACUAUGCCAUGGUGGCGUAAUCUAUCCAAUUAUGAUCAACCCUUGACGGGAGAGAAAUUAUUCCGAUUUGAGGUUGAACGUCAAGGCUAUGAUGAUUCCGUGACCUGGCGAAUCAGCUCGGCUAAUGCUGAUUUCAAACUGAGUCCAUCUUAUCCCACUCAUCUGCUAGUGCCAACAUCUAUUUCGGAUGAUAUGCUAGAAGCUGUGGCAGCCUUCAGAAGUGCUCGUCGUCUACCAGCUGUAGUCUGGCGGCAUAAGCGAAAUGGGGCCGUUCUCGGCCGCUGUUCCCAGCCAGAAGUUGGUUGGCUUGGCUGGCGAUCCCAAGAGGAUGAAACCCUGCUUCUCUCAAUCCUCAAUUCUUGUUUCUACGACAGCGCUAAUAAUCCUCUUCGAUCGCGUCAUCCAACACCGAACAAAGACAUGAAUUCCACAAAUGAAGAGUGGAAUGGUGAAGGAUCACUUUCGAUUUCAAAUGGUAGCUCGAGCAACGUAGAGUGUGGUUCCCUAAAAGAUCUUAGUGAAGAUUCUUCGUGCUUCACUCAAGGCCACAAAAAAAAAAUGCUGAUUGUGGACGCACGUAGUUAUGCAACUGCUGUUGCAAACCGGGCACGAGGUGGGGGUUGCGAGUUUCCCCAAUAUUAUCCACAAUGUGACAUUGAAUUCAUGAAUCUUGCCAACAUUCAUGCUGUACGCAAGAGUUUCCUACUUCUUCGGGCACUUUGUCAGUCAGCCAUCGGCAAUUUGGCUACUACUGAUCAAUCCAACUGGUUCACACAAUUGGAUUCGACACGGUGGCUUCAUCAUAUGGCAAAUUUGCUACGUGCAUCGUGGUACACGGCUGUUAAUUUGGAAGAACAUGGUCGACCGGUCCUCGUUCAUUGCAGUGAUGGUUGGGACCGAACGCCUCAAAUCGUAUCCUUAGCUCAGAUCAUGAUUGACCCUUUUUAUCGAACCGUUAAAGGUUUUCAGAUUCUUGUUCAGCGGGAGUGGAUAGAGUUUGGUCACAAGUUUGCCGAUCGAUGUGGGUUGUUAGGUGGUUGUGAGGAUACGAAUGAGCGUUGCCCCGUUUUCUUACAGUUUCUUGACUGUGUUCACCAACUGAUGAGCCAGUUUCCUACGGCUUUCCAGUUUAAUCACGCUUACUUGGUCAAAAUGGUGCAACAUAUUUACUCAAACCUCUUCGGCACUUUUCUGCUCAACACAGUCCAGGAGCGCACUUCCCACCGCAUCUCCGAACGUAGCCACAGCCUCUGGAGCUUUUUGCUUCAAAAAAGCAACGAAUAUUCAAACUAUCUGUACGAGUUAACUGAGGAGCCAAUUUGGCCUUCUUAUCAAGUACGGGAUUUGUACUUCUGGUCAGCUGUUUACACAGCCGAAUUAGGAAGUAUGCCCAACGACUGCCAGACUGGAGAUUGUCGGGAAAAUUCCACAACUGUUAAUCUUAACACUAGUGUCUUGUUUAGCAGCAGCAGUCCUUGUAGCAGUGGAUACGCCACUCCACAACAAACAGCUUUGACAGAUAGCAUGGUUGACACGUUAGCGUGGAAAAAUCUUAAUAUCAAAGGUGGAGUAAGAAAUCCAAUGGAAGAUUCCACUGACACUCUGGUCGACGAUGGACACAAAGUAUGGCAAAGAAAAUCUUCAAUUAACAUGCCCACAACCGUUCUUGAUCAAUCUGAUGGUGAUAUGGAAGCCGGCGAAUCCUUUCCGUUACUUGAACCGGAGCCUGUAAAAGAGCCCUCUUAUAAGGAACAUCAAGAUCCUCUCCCUUCGAUGACCCAUUUUCGUUCCAAACAAUUAAAAUCUCCGUUGGAGGAGCCCCUUUGUUUACCACAAAAUAUUGCAAGUGAAGAAGAUGGAGAAGAUUCGGAAGUGGACGGCCGGAAUUCUUAUCUAAAUAAUUGUCCAACGUGUAAGAGAAAUUGGGAUCUUCUCAAUCGCAACCAGACACACAGUAAAGCUGAUCCAGCACCAAUGACAUUUAAUGAUGGUGAAGAAAAAGCAAUUGCGACGACCAUGACACGGCUUGGUGACUCAACUGCUACGUGCCUUGGAUAUGAUUUGGAUGGGCUUCUUCCAUCAAUUGAUCGUCAACAAGUUCGUUUAGGGCAGAUCCUCGCUGCAAAAGACGCGGAACUGGAUGCUCUGCGUCGUGAUUUGCAUCAGACCCGAGUAGCACUCUGUCGUCAAGUUUGCCACGACUGCAAGUCAAGUAGAAAGACAAAUUCAAGUUCAAAGUCAAAUUCGGAAGGUUUGAUAGAAGAGUCUUGUCGUGACGGAUCGCCUGGUAGAAAUGAAAGUUCUGAUUGCUCGCUCGGUGGUCUGAAUAGUUCACCAUCAUCGUGGGAAAAUGUUGACGAAAAAGAGAUAGGAGAUAAGGCUCCUGUUGGUCCACCGAUCCUGUGGGUACCAGACCAUCUUGCCCCUUCAUGCAUGAGAUGUAGUACUCCAUUUUGGAUGGCUAGAAGGAGACACCAUUGCAGGAAUUGUGGUAAAGUCUUUUGUUCAGAAUGUGCCGAUCGCGAUCUGCCUCUUCCACACCAGAAUUUAUUCCAACCCGUCCGAGUGUGUAACGUGUGCUACGAUUCAUUAAGCGGUGAAAAUGAAGAUGGAGAAAUGUGCUUGGGGGCGCUCCAAGAACACCCGGACUUUUCAGCUACGAGAUCACAUUUGGGGAGAGCCUUCAGCCUAACCAGCUUAGCCACCGGUUCCUGUGCCUGCCAUUGUUGUCAACUAAAACGACCCACCAAAUUCAAAGCUGUGACAGCUGGAUCUACCUAGGAGAUAUCAAACUAGCUUCCUUUCAAAAGGAUCAUAACAUCGUGGGUUAACAAAAUUCAACUAAAAAUAGUCAUAAAAAUUAUAUUUGCUGAAUUAAAUUGGCUUGACUUGGAUUGUCAUGUUUGCAGAAAUACCUUUGUUGUCUGGCCAGUUUAGAGGGUUUUCACUGAAGCAUUGGGCUAAGACUGCUGAAGGACCAGUAUAAGGCAGAAGGGGAAGAGAACGUGGCAAACCAACAGUGUAAUUGGCUAAUCUAUUAUUUUCUUCUUGAGACCAGUUGUAGAUUAAGCAUUCACUAACCACUAUCCAUUCGGAACGUUCCACGAGUAACAAACACGUUCAUUCUUGGGUUUGACGUAACAAUGUUACAGACAAUUUUAACCAACAAAAAAUUUGUGUGUUUGCAUUCGGUAUUGAAAAUCAAUUCCUAGUCUUGUGUUUGUCGAUUUUUUUUUUGCAUUGUAUUCGGAAAAUGACCAGGGCGAGUGUUUUAAUUUUGUAAAAGUUGUCGUUGAUUGGUUCAAGUGUACUGUGACGCGGCGUAAGCUAAUCUGGAUGAGUUAACGUGUUAUUUACAAGGUCCCACUGAUGUGAUAUGUAUCGAACCGAUUCGUAGGGGGAUUGUAGAAAAGAGGGAAGUGAUUUGUGUUGAAAGUGAAGCUGUUUGGUAGCAUUUGCCUUCAAACAUUACCUAUAUGUGAAUUAUGAAUAUAAGUGUCGUUUCCCAUUAGAUAGUGUAUUUCCCAUACUCUCCAUUCGCUAGUACCCACUUUACUGACUAAAAUUAUUGCGGGACAGAAUUCCCUCGAACCCCCCUUGUUUUAUAAAGGCAUAAUGGCUAAAACAAAGUCUUCUAAUUCAUUUAAAGCGUGGCAAAUUUCUUAGCCCAUGGUCCGCAAACUUUACUCUGUUCUAUAAAAGGUGUAAGACUUGUUAUCAUAUAAUCUGAAUAAACGUUUAUGGGAACUUCUGUCA